AUGUCAUGUGCUCAACUCGAACUUGGAAAAUGGAUUUCCAACAGCAACCGCGUUGUCGAUCCUGAGACAACAAUCACAAACAACACAUCAUACAGUCCACUCGAAACUACGAACAAGGUUUUGGGAAUUCAUUGGCAACCGCACACGGACACAUUGGCAUACAAGGUAUCUUUGCCCAGCGAGGGAAAGAUUACAAAACGGCAAGUUUUAUCAGACGUGUCUCGCAUUUUCGACCCACUUGGAUUGCUGGCUCCAGUGGUUAUUCAAUUCAAAAUCCUGUUCCAAGAACUUUGGGUUCUCAACUUAGACUGGGACAGCCCGCUACCGCUUAGCCUGGAAGAUUGGUAUCUCAAAUGCAAGAACGAUAUCAACACGCUCAAUGAACUUGAGGUUCCACGCUACAUUGGCAACUCUACUGACACAAUUGAAUUGCACGCCUUCUCUGACGCAUCUAUAAAAGCCUACGCUGCUGCCGUUUAUAGUAGAGUCACUCUCCCUGAUGGUAACAUAAAGGUUACUCUUAUUGCUGCAAAGACUCGUGUUGCACCGCUCAAAACACAAUCACUUCCACGCCUGGAAUUGUGCGGCGCACUGCUACUAAGUCGACUCAUCAACUCAGUCAAAGCUGCACUGAAAAACUACAACGUCACUGUUUACGCCUGGUGCGACUCUACCAUUGUUUUGGCUUGGCUCUCGCACAUACAUGCCAAACUAAAGACUUUCGUCGCAAACCGCACUGCCGAAAUCCUCAGCAUCAUUCCACGAGAUCACUGGCAACAUGUCAAAUCAGAUGACAACCCUGCUGACUGCGCUUCAAGGGGCAUGCUAGCUGCUGACUUAGUAAACCACAACUUAUGGUGGAAGGGCCCACACUGGCUAUACUCAACCGAAGCUGAAUGGGUAAAAACACCUAGCACUCCUCAUUCUAGUUUCAUUUCAGAUGAACAAGUCCAGGCUGAAGUAAAAGGUUCCGCUUUCACGACAAUGAGAACAUACAACACUGAAACCUCACUAUUGGGCCAACUGAUCGACCGUGUCUCCUCGUGGCCAAAGCUACUUCGUAUUCUCGCCUAUGUUCUCAAGUUCAUCCGACGCAAUCGCAGAAAAUCCAACACCGCUACGCUGACAUUUGAGGAGAUCCAUGACGCACGGAUCCUGUACCUGCGCCAUGCCCAAGACGAAUUCCAAGCUGACUACAAGCGACUCCUGAACCAGCAAGAUUUGGGAAACAAAUCAAAAUUGCGCACCCUCUCACCGCAAAUCGACAAACAUGGACUCCUGCGGGUGGGUGGCCGUUUAGGUAACUCAGAACUGCCAGCGGAUGUGCAGCAUCCAAUAAUUAUGCCCAAAUCUCAUCGCAUAACGAAGCUCAUUCUGGAACAUGAGCACCGGAUUCACUUACAUCCUGGAGUAUCGGCGUUAUUCGUGAUCGCACGCCAACGCUACUGGGUGUUUGGCGCACGCAACCUCAUUCGAAAGAUCACGCAUGACUGUCUAAAAUGCUUUAGACAACGGCAACACACAUCUCACCAAUUCAUGUCAGAUCUGCCGUCUGUCCGGGUUCGGCAGGCAUUUCCGUUUGCAAACACUGGCUGCGACUACGCCAAGCCAAUCACCCUCAAGGUCCACAAGGGAUGA
Drosophila ananassae is the source of this 1638-nucleotide messenger RNA. RefSeq lists its product as uncharacterized. The record is from RefSeq and is a predicted model, not a curated record. The transcript has a single exon. NCBI's taxonomy places the organism in Eukaryota, Metazoa, Arthropoda, Insecta, Diptera, Drosophilidae. The coding region runs from base 1 to 1638 and encodes 545 amino acids.